This is a messenger RNA of Ooceraea biroi (clonal raider ant), 1216 nucleotides long. RefSeq lists its product as uncharacterized. Lineage: Eukaryota; Metazoa; Arthropoda; Insecta; Hymenoptera; Formicidae. The record is from RefSeq and is a predicted model, not a curated record.
UUUAUUUUGCAUGAGGCAUUGACGCCAUUUUUUUGUGCAUUUAUUCUUUUAGUUGCGGACAAAGUCGUGCUUCGGCCAAUGGAGGCCUCUUUUUUAUCUUUUUGUUUCGGCUGGAAAAGUAUCGUCCAGCUUUUCCCCUUUUUCCUUCCCCUUACCUUUCCUUCAUCCUUUCUCCAACGCGGUGAGAGUCGGACAACGUCGAGUGGUCCGCUGUGCAUUGCUUGACGGCCAACGGAGCUCUGGCUUAACCCCUCCUACAAUCCUUUAUCUCACUUUGUCUGGUUUCCUUUUUGAAAGUUUUCCAACUCGUAGGCGUAGUAAAGUCUGCGAUUGUAAUGCAUUUUCUUUAAUUUUACUGUUACUUACACAAUUUGACAGCCUUGUCCGUAAUCUUGCAAUAUUGUCAGGCAUUUUUUAACAUUGUGUGUGAUUUGCAUGUAAGUUUAGCGACUUUCCCGCAUGUUGUUAGAUUUUAGAACCUUUACCGCUAUUUUUCAACAUUUUCAGUAGCAUUUCUGCAUUUUCAGUCCUUUCAAGUAAUUGUCGUUGAUUGCAAUGCAUGUUUCAUUCACUUUACAGCAUUUGCAUUACCUUUAAUGAAUUGUGUUUAAUUUCACUGUUACUUGAAUGCUUUUACAGCCUCAUGGUAUGUUCAUUUAGUAUGCUUUUCUUUCUGUUUCAGAUCUCAGACACAGCAGCUACAGCAGCAACAGCAGCGACUAGGAAAGAGUGAAGAAUAUAAGUAUUAUCAUGCGCAAACAUGUAAUUCAUGAGUUGUAAUCGCCUCUGUCUGUUUACAGAAACAAUGUGCAUUCCUAGCAAGUUUCCGGCUUUGCCGAGUCCACCGUAUCGAGAUGGCGACAACGAGGGCGAGGAGCAAGUGCCACAGUUGGAGGAACUGGAGGACCUUGGUUUGGAGAAGGCGGGGGAGAGGGAGGAAUCAGGGGACAAUUCGUCCGAGGAGGCGGACUCAGUUGAAGAGGUGGUGCGGCGGUAUCACGAGGACGGCUUCACGCCUCCACUAAGUACGUCCGAUGAGGAGAAGUGGGCGGCGUGGGAGGCGCGCCGCGAGCGGUCACGGUCGCCCGUAUGGCGCCGUGAGCGCCAUGAAUCGUCAUCCCCGUCGGAGCUCUUCGCAGACGACUCGUUCGCCUCCUUAUGAGGAGCACGCGGGCGAGAGAAAGACACGCGCAAGGGACGGUUCCUUUUGUAUUUA